AUGUCAAAAGAAGAUAAAGAUAAUGAGAUGAAAACGAAAGAACAAGAAGAAGCAGAUAUUCAUUCCUUCAUGAGAAAGGCCGCCCGGAUCAUGGUUCUACUCAUCAUUGGGAUCUUUGCUAGCUGCUAUUAUAUAUUUGUGGUGGAGCUGUGCAUAUUCACCGUACAGUUAUUAGAGGCAAAGGUGACUUUCCUGGUGAUUUUCCACAUGUUGUUCCUCCUGUGCGUGUGCUGUUAUCUACGGACUGUGAUGACGCCUCCUGCUGUACCUCCUGCAAAAUUCCGCCUAUGGGAGUCUGACAUUCAGCUGUACCAGAGCGAUGAGAGGCCAGAAGUGCUGCAGAAGAUCCUCAUUCAUAAGGCUAAAGACUUGACUGUAUAUUGUACUGUCAAUUCCCAAACAUCAGUGAGGUACUGUAAGACAUGCAAACUGCUAAAGCCAAACAGAUGCUACCAUUGCCCAGUGUGUAACAUCUGUAUCCUGAAACUGGAUCAUCACUGCGUAUUUCUAAACAACUGUGUGGGAUUAUCCAACUACAAGUUCUUCCUCCUGUUCCUGCUGUAUGCAGUGCUAUUGUGCAUAUUCACUAGUGCAGUGUCGCUUUAUUGCUCCAUUCUACUCUGGACUCAUCAGCUGCCCAACAGCCAAUCCAAAAUCCCUAUCAUUGUGCUGUUCAUCUUAUGUACACUGUUCUCUAUAGCCCUAUUCCAAUUGUUCCGCUACCAUUUCAACCUGGCUGUAAGGAAUAUAAGUGAGAGAGAGUAUCAUGGUGACACAGAGGAGUAG
Xenopus laevis (African clawed frog) is the source of this 786-nucleotide messenger RNA. RefSeq names its product palmitoyltransferase ZDHHC20-A-like. The transcript has a single exon. NCBI's taxonomy places the organism in Eukaryota, Metazoa, Chordata, Amphibia, Anura, Pipidae. The coding region runs from base 1 to 786 and encodes 261 amino acids. The record is from RefSeq and is a predicted model, not a curated record.